CUGUCACACAUGGGAGCUGUUUACAGACCAGACGCGUCAACAUCGAUAGCAUGCUAGUUAUAAAGGUUGCUAGUUAAUCCGCUCUGACGUGAGAUUCAAUGGACAAGUAAUAGCAAACUAUCUAGAAAACCAAUGGACCCAAUGGAUUAAAAAUAUCAGAGACCUUAUCCAGUCCUGUUGUCGAUGUCAUCUUACUGAAAUGAAUUUCCUGCGUAAUCGUCUUGUUGUGCUCGGGCUGGUGUUAGUGGCUACGGUGUUGCUGUACCUGCUGCUGCCAUCUAUCCGACAGGGCAGCAUGGAACCCUCCCUUGAUGUCCAAAGAAUGGGGCUUGCGGUCGCCUCUCCCCCACCUCCGCCAUCAAUCAAUGUGUCCAUUCGCACAGGGCAUUUACCUGGGGACCCCCCACUAUUCUUUCGGGAAGCUUUGCCCAUGGAUGUAGCUGGUAAGCAGAUUCUUCCAAGGCUACAAAUUGUCCUUCUUCAUGGCCAGGCCUUCUCCUCUAAAACCUGGGAAGAACUUGGAACGCUUGCCUUGUUGGCCUCUAAUGGAUAUCAGGCUUUGGCAAUGGACCUCCCAGGAUUUGGAAAUUCACCGGAUUCUGAUGCUGUUAAGACUGAUCAGAAUCGGGUGGAUCUUCUCUGGAAGUUUAUGGAGGCACUGGGUGUUAGAACAGCAGUGCUGCUGAGUCCUUCUAUGAGUGGACACUACUCAAUACCCUUCCUCAUGAAGCACAGCGUGCAGCUGCAUGGCUUCAUAUCUAUUGCACCAGUAGGAACGCGUAGUUAUACUCCUGAACAGUACCAGGGGAUCCAGACUCCUACUCUGAUUGUAUUUGGGGCGCUUGACACCAAUCUAGGGGCCCAGUCCCACAAGAAUCUUAUUCAGCUCCCAAAUCACUCUGUGCUCAAGCUAGAGGGAGCACGCCAUGCCUGCUACAUGGACAAGCCUCGUGAGUUCCACCAAGCACUGUUGGACUUUCUUAGCAAAUUGGAAUAAGAUGUAUCGUAAAAAUACCUGAACGAUAACAAGCAAACUUACUUACAAAUAAAGUAAGAUGUGGAAUUGUGUGCAGGUGUAUAACUUAUCGUAUGCCCAUUUGAAGAUGGAAGGAACAUUGGUCCUUAGGGUUUAUGGGACAUGUGUUUGAUGUAAUAACCUUUCAUUGGUGGUGAAUCGCCUCUGGUUUUAUACUGGACCUAUUGAAAAGCAAUUAUAAAGGAGGUAUUAAAAAUAAUAGGUGUUACUAAUAGAGUUAAGUUUCUAACAAUAACAGAAUAUAAUUCAGUUAUCUCUCAUCAAGUAAAGAGAUUCACAGAAUGAAGCAUUUGUAACAGUAGGCUAACCAAACCACAAUUGUUUAGUCUAUUCCUCAUGCAGCAUGUUCCACUUCGCUCAGAAUUGUAUGAUUGAGUGAGGUAAUAAGAAUAUUAUCCUCCGAGCUGGACACACUAUAUUUCACUAUAUUUCAAGUCCUACCUGUUGAAUUAUCAACAGGUUGUCAUGCAUAACCUUUCAGACCUCUAGACCAACAAGCUCCAUUAUUGUGCUGUUAUUGUCACUGUCAGUUCACAACAUUUUCAACAAAAUAAUGUAUAUAAUAACAAUAUCUGUUACAUUUUAUUGUGAUAAAGGUAAUAACUGAGGGUAACUUUUUCGUUUUCCCAGUGGACAAUCAAUGAAUUUUCAAAGUUAAAGCCCCAAAACAGGGUGUUACGGUGUCCUAUGUAUAUUAUAAAGUAUUUAUGAAACAUU
Hypomesus transpacificus is the source of this 1753-nucleotide messenger RNA. RefSeq names its product abhydrolase domain containing 14A (gene abhd14a). Bases 200 to 997 code for a protein of 265 amino acids. The record is from RefSeq and is a predicted model, not a curated record. Lineage: Eukaryota; Metazoa; Chordata; Actinopteri; Osmeriformes; Osmeridae. Gene Ontology annotation, cellular component: cytoplasm. The transcript is spliced from 5 exons.